AUGGGUAUUCAAGGAUUAUUACCACAAUUGAAAGAUAUUCAACAACCAACCACAUUGGAAAGAUAUAGAGGAUCUACGUUGGCGAUUGAUGGGUAUGCAUGGUUGCAUAGAGCAGCACAUGGUUGCUGUUUGGAGCUAACAUUGGAACAACCAACCAAUAACUAUUUACGGUUUUUAAUCAAGAGAUUAACAAUGUUAAAAUAUCAAUAUAAUAUUAAGCCGUACUUGGUAUUUGACGGUGCAUCGUUAAUAACUAAACAAAAAACAAACUUGAAAAGACAGGAAAGCAGGGAGAAAAACAAAAGCUUAGCAUUGAAGUUUCAUAGAGAGGGAAACUCAAAGUGUGCCUUUGAAUAUUUUGCCAAGAGUGUUGCUAUAACGCCUGAAAUGAUGAAAUGUUGGAUAGAUUAUUGUAAAAAUAACGAUGUGUCGUACAUUGUAGCUCCAUAUGAGGCAGAUCCACAGCUAGUGUAUUUAGAAAAGAUGGGAUUGGUCGAUGGAAUUAUUAGUGAGGAUUCAGAUUUGUUGGUUUUCGGGUGCAAUAGGUUAAUCACUAAAUUAAACGAUAGAGGUGAAUGCAUUGAGAUUUCAAAAGAUGAUUUUAAACGCUUGCCUAUGAAAUUUCCACUUUACGAUUUGAAUCAAGACGAAUUACAAAAUUUGGUAGUUUUAUCUGGGUGUGAUUAUACCAGUGGUGUCAAUGGAAUCGGAAUAGUCAAGGCGAUGAAAUUAGUCAGAAAGUACAGAAAAUUGGAUAAAAUAAUAUUAUUGUUACAAAGGGAUGACAAAUUGAGGAAUGGUGCUGAAUAUUUAAAAGAAUGUGAGUAUGCCAAGACAUGUUUCAAAUACCAGCGUUGUUUCUCCCCAAUUACCAAUAAGUUAGUUACAUUAAAUGACAUUGAGGAUGAAGAUGUAUUGAAAAAUGUUAAAGAUGAAAAAAUUUUCCAAUAUAUUGGAUUAGCAAUAUCCAAAAAAACUGGUUUACGUGAAAAUUUAAUAAAAGACGACGAAAUAGAUCAUGAUCUACAUAAGUUAAUUGCAAUAGGAAAUAGAUAUCCAAAUGAUCAUACUAAAUGUUUAGUAAAUAGAGAAAUCAUAUUAGCAGCUGGUAUGCCAACAACAUACAACGAUAAUAGCAUCACUACAUCUAUCAACGAUAAGCCUAGAUGUUUGAAAAGAUCUUUAACAAUAGAUUCAUUUUUCAUUCAGAAAAAGAAAAGGGAGACAGAUGUGUCAAUGGAUACUUUUAAUGGUACCAAUAUUGCUAAGAAAAAAAGUGAAAACGAAUCUGAAGGUAUUGAUUCAGUAAUAGAAAAAAAAGUUAGAAAAAGGAAAUUAUGCGGUGGAAUUAGUCUUGAUACUGCGAAUGGAGGUAAUGUUGGUAGCAAAUUUUUCACGAAAAGUUUUGCUACAGUUAGUAGUAUAAAUACUUUAUCGGUAUGUAAUAGUACUAAUUCCAAUUCUACUGUUGGUAAACAAGAGUAUCUUUCAAAUGGAAUAGAGAUAACUACUGAAAAGAGGCCAUUGAAGGAAAUUGAAUCAUCUGAUGAAUAUAAUGAUGUAAAUAGUGAUACAGGAGCCAAUGAGAUUAUGAAAGACGAUUUGUUACAAACAAAAAUUAAGAAAAAUAAAGAAGAUGAAAUAAAACUGGAUGAAAACGUUAUGGAUGGAAUUAUUGAAACUAAUAACAAUAGUGAGAAACAGAUUAAGAAGACACCUAUUUUGUUGUCUAAAUAUGCGUAUUCUAUCAAAGAUAAGGAUAAGGAAGUAAUAAAAAUACCAUUAAGAGAGAAAGAUGCUAAUAGUAACAUUAGUAUAAUUAAAUCACAUCUGAGACCUAGCAUUAGAAGUAAAAGUAGUAGUAUAAGUACAGUUGAAAGUAGUAGUGGUAGUGAUGAUAGUGGUAUCAAAAGAAGAAGAACACCUUCUCUGACAUUAAGUAGAUUUAUUUAUAAGGAAUAA
This is a messenger RNA of Saccharomycodes ludwigii, 1962 nucleotides long. It is a transcript of the gene DIN7, whose product is annotated as exodeoxyribonuclease DIN7. Gene Ontology annotation, molecular function: 5'-flap endonuclease activity; metal ion binding; DNA binding. NCBI's taxonomy places the organism in Eukaryota, Fungi, Ascomycota, Saccharomycetes, Saccharomycodales, Saccharomycodaceae. Gene Ontology annotation, cellular component: nucleus. Bases 1 to 1962 code for a protein of 653 amino acids. Gene Ontology annotation, biological process: DNA recombination; DNA double-strand break processing; mismatch repair. The transcript has a single exon. The record is from RefSeq and is a predicted model, not a curated record.